UGCGUCGACACGGCAUCUGUAUCUGUCUAUUUUCCCCCCUUCACCCCAGAACAUAUAACCCAACUUUCAACCCCUGAAUCCAAGUAAAUAAUAACAGAACUCAUCAAAGAAGAAGAAGAAGUAGUAGUGAGAAUCUAUGCCUAUAUGCUCUGUUUCACCAUGGCUUGUUCAGUUGUUGUUGGUAUUAUAUCCUCGUCCCCACCACCACCCUAAACCAUUCUCAACUCCAUAGAGCUCAGCUAGCUCUCUCUCUGUCUCUCUCUCAUUCUACUCUUCCUCACUACAACAACAACCUACUUCUGUUUCUACACACCCAGCAUUCAUCUUACUACACCAACCCCAAACCUCUCCACCUCUUUAGUCUUUAUCUUCUUCCUUGUCCAGACCUCAUUACUUUAUUUAGUCCCAUAAAGUUUCUGAUUGAUUUUAUUGGUUUGUCCUAUUUUUUAUUUCCGGGUUUUGCUCCCAGGUCAGACCCCUCUCCAAAUCUCCACAAACACUCCUCCUUUAUUUUAUUUUAUUUUUAUUUAUAUUCAAACUCGUUAGCCGGGAAUGCCAACGCCGGUAGGCGCAGCGAGGCAAUGUUUGACCGAGGAGGCGGCGCGUGCGCUUGACGACGCAGUAGCGGUGGCGCGUAGGCGGAGUCACGCGCAGACGACGUCGCUCCACGCUGUUUCCGCUCUGUUAUCGCUUCCGUCGUCCGCCCUCCGCGACGCGUGCGCACGCGCCAGGAGCAGCGCGUACUCGCCUCGGCUCCAGUUCCGGGCGCUGGAUCUCUCGGUGGGGGUGUCGCUGGACCGGCUGCCGUCGGCGAAGGCGCAGGAGGAGCCGCCGGUGUCGAACUCGCUGAUGGCGGCGAUCAAGAGGUCGCAGGCGAACCAGCGGCGCCACCCGGAGAGCUUCCACCUCCACCAGAUUCACAGCCAGCAGCAGACGGCGUCGCUUCUCAAGGUCGAGCUUAAACACUUUAUCCUGUCGAUUCUCGACGACCCGAUUGUGAGCCGGGUCUUCGGGGAGGCCGGGUUCAGGAGCUGUGACAUAAAGCUCGCGAUUGUUCACCCGCCGGUGACGCAAUCGAACCGGUUUUCACGGACUCUCUGCCCGCCCAUUUUCCUCUGCAAUCUAACGGACCCCGACCCGGCCCGGCUGAGAUUCCCUUUCCCGCUUCCUACGGGAUUCACUGCUCAUGACGAGAAUAGCAAGAGAAUCGGAGAGGUGUUAGUUAAAAAGAGCGGGAAGAAUCCCUUAUUAGUCGGCGGAAAUGCCGCGGAAGCUCUCAAGAACUUCAUUACAGCUGUACAGAAGAACACGUUGCCUCCGGAGAUCACGCGCCUUAGUGCGGUCACUGUCGAAAAGGAGAUAUCGGAGUUUGUGGUGGACGGCGGGAGUGAGGAGAAGAUGAGGUCGAAGCUGAAGGAGGUGAGUCAAUUGGCCGAGCAAUGUUCAAGGGAUGGAGCUGGUGUGAUUGUCAAUAUCGGCGAGAUGAAGGCUUUGGUUGACGAGGGGGUGGUGUGUGAGGCUUUGACCUUUGUGGUGGCUCAAUUGAAGGAGUUGCUGGAGAGGCAUAGUGGGAAGGUGUGGCUGAUCGGCGCGGCGGGGAGUAAUGAAAUGUACAAGAAGCUUGUGGAGAAGUUUCCGGCUAUUGAGAAGGAUUGGGACCUUCAUCUACUUCCCAUCAGCUCUUCCAAAGCUUCAGUGGAUGGUGUUUACUCUAAAUCCAGAUUGAUGGGGUCUUUCGUACCAUUUGGGGGAUUCUUCUCUGGACCAUCCAACUUUGCAAAUCCACUGCGCAGCAAGGGUCAUUCAUUUAUACGCUGUCAUCUGUGCACAGAGAAGUAUGAGCAAGAAGUUGCUUCUAUUCGGAAAGAUGGAUCAGCCAUUACAGUGGGCGAGCAGUGCUCGACUAGCUCACCUUAUUGGUUACAAAUGACUGAACUUGACCAUGGCAAGGGAGUGGAUCUCGCGAAGACCAAAGCUGAUAAUAUGACAUUGAGUGAUACAGUAUCAAGACUCCAAAAGAAAUGGAAUGAUAUCUGCCGAAAAGUUCAUCAUGCUCAAUCAUUCCCUAAAAUGGACAAUUGUCAAGCUGGGACUCAGGUUGCAUCUCCUGAGGGUUGUCAUGUCGCUGCAGAUAGAAGAGAAAGUAGCGGUGAAGAUUCAUCUAUACAUGAAAGCCGAAGUGCAAAAUAUAACUGCCUUCCAAUGGACAGGCAAAAGAGUUUGCUGUCGGAUCAAAGCUUAGUAAUGCAAGUAGCUUCUGAUGCUGAGAAUUCUUUUAUGCAAACCAAGCAAUCGGUUAGAGAUUCAACGGGUCAGCAACUUGAACUGGGAAGCCCCGGCCGUUCACCUUUCCCAAUCCCCUCUAUGAAUAUUCCCACUGAUCGCACAUCAUCCUCGUCUGUCACUUCGGUGACUACAGAUUUAGGAUUGGGAACCUUAUAUGCAUCAACUAGACAGGUACCACUAAGUCCCAAGCAAGAUCAUCGAGAGUGCCUCCGGCGCCUCUCAGGUUCCAUUUCUGCUGAAUUCAAUGGAGUAAGUAACAAUAGUUUGCCUCAAAUAGCACAGUCCUCUUCCUGCACUGGAUCUAAUUUUGGUGGACAGUUUGAUCCAAGAGAUUUCAAGUCACUUAGGAGAGUUCUCACAGAAAAGGUUGGCUGGCAAGAUGAAGCAAUAUACACCAUUAGUCGAGCAAUAUCCCGGUGCAGGUCUGGUAGUGGAAAGCAUCGUGGUUCAAAAGUCAGAGGAGAUAUAUGGUUGAAUUUGGUUGGACCCGACAGAGUUGGAAAGAAGAAGAUCGCUGUAGCACUUGCAGAGACAAUGUUUGGCACUAAGGAAAGCUUAAUCUCUGUUGAUAUGGGAGAGAAGGGAUGUGAAUAUGACUCUAUGUUUCAAUGGGAAUCCCAAGAUGAUUAUGAUGUGAAAUUUAGGGGUAAGACUGCUGUAGAUUAUGUUGCUGGGGAACUAAUCAGGAGACCCCAUUCAGUUUUCUUCCUUGAAAAUGUUGAUAAGGCUGAUUUUCUGGCUCAGAAUAACUUGUCCCAGGCCAUUAGGACUGGCAAGUUUCCAGACUCUCACGGCAGAGAAAUCAGCAUUAACAACAUAAUCUUUGUGAUGACUUCAGCUACCAAAAAGGGCAGCAGAAUUCACUAUUUAGAGAAGGAACCCCUGAAAUUCUCAGAGGAGAUAGUAUUUGGUGCCAAGAGGUGUCAAAUGCAAAUACUAAAUAUUGGGGAUGUCAGCCAAAUGAAUGGUUUGAAUGUGAGGAUCACACCACAGGAAGGAAUCUCUAACCCUUCUUCUGUAAAUAAGAGAAAGCUGAUUGACAGCAGUGCCUCCAUAGAGGAAACCUCAGACUUACAGAAACGGGGCAACAAGGCAUCAAGGUCCUUUCUUGAUUUGAAUUUGCCUGUUCAAGAGAUAGAUGAGGGAAUGCACUGUGGAGACUAUGACAGUGACUCCAUCUCCGAAAACGCAGAAGCUUGGAUGGAAGACUUCCUUGAUCAAAUAGAUGAAACAGUGGUUUUGAAGCCAUUCAACUUCGAUGCUCUUGCUGAGAAAAUAGUAAAGGCGAUUGGCCAGGAAUUUAAAAAGGUCUUUGGAUCCGAGGAUCAGCUAGAGAUCGACUUCAGAGUCAUGGUUCAAUUACUUGCAGCUUGUUGGUUAUCAGAAAAGAAAGUAUUGGAGGAUUGGAUUGAACAGGUUCUCUCCAUAAGCUUUGUUGAAGCACGCCAAAGGUAUCGUCCCACUGCUCAUUCUUUAAUAAAAUUGGUUGCCGGUGGAGCACUUUCAGUGCAAGAGCAAACUCCCGGUGUUUGCCUUCCUGCUAGAAUUAGUCUGAACUAAUUUUGUGGUCACUGUGGUUUCUGUAAUUACAUGUAUAAUGUAGCUCUUAGCAUACAGUAUAUGGCAUUAGAGAAGCUUUGGUUUUCUAAUCAAUCUUUAUGAUUUUUUGGGUAAAUCAUUCUGUGUUUGUAAGAAUGUGGAAAUUCCUCUAGAUCUUGGAGAGUUAGUCACUUAGUUGUCUAGUUUGUAACAAGUACCCUAUAUCGUAACUUG
Molecule: messenger RNA, 4059 nt
Organism: Argentina anserina (silverweed cinquefoil)
Lineage: Eukaryota; Viridiplantae; Streptophyta; Magnoliopsida; Rosales; Rosaceae
Product: protein SMAX1-LIKE 6
Exons: 3
Coding region: 553-3846 (1097 amino acids)
Molecular function (GO): ATP binding; ATP hydrolysis activity
Source: RefSeq, a predicted model, not a curated record